AUGUUGGACAGCUUUGAGAUCAUCACCACAUCGGGCGUCGUCCUGUGGUCGCGCAGCUACGCCUUUGUCAGCCCGUCCAUCGUCAACCGCUUUAUUACCGACGUCUUCAUCGAGGAGGCCACCACUGCCGGCACCAAGGAAGACCUUGCCUCGGCCGUCGCCGGCGGUAGUAGCAGCAGCCAUGCGCCCUUCCUGACCGACCAGUACGCCGUCAAGUGGGCCUUCGCCAAGGACCUGGGCAUUAUUUUUGUUGCCGUCUACAAAUCCUUGCUGCACCUCUCGUGGAUCGACAAGCUUGUCGACAACAUCAAGACGCUCUUUGUCAAGCUCUAUGGCGACCAGCUGACCCGGCCCAACACCACGAUUGUCGAGUGCGCGCGCUUCGACGACUACUUCGACCAGCAGCUCAACGAACUCGAAGGCAGCGGAUCGGUUACGUCUGCGUCUGCGUCUCUGAUGAGCGAAAAGUCGCGGUCGACAAUACACGUGGCAUCAGCAGCAGCCGACUUGCCCGACUCGACUCCCACCAUCACCCCGUCCCACUCGCGACCUUCGACACCGGGCGGCACCGGCGGCCUCGGCGGCGGCGGCGGACUGCAGGCCGGCCAUGGCGCGACAACAUCCGCACAGCCUAGCCCGCUGAGCAACUUGUCGCGGCGGGCGCGCAAGGCGCAAAACGCAGCAACAGCAGCAGGCGGAGCCAGCGGCGGCGGCAGUGCUGUGCAGUCGAGCGACGAGGCGGCGACUGUGCGGAAACACCAGAAAGACAACAAGACAACGUCCAAGACGGCCAAGAAGGGCCGCAAGUGGGGCGCGGACGGCCAGGCCGAGGAGGACGACGACAUCCAGCUGGACUACUCGAUUGUCGACCUUCCAAAGGGCGGCAGGAACGACGCUGGCGGCACCACAGCAGAGCGGCCGGCGCUCGAGCAGGUGGACGCAUCGACGUGGGGCAAGACAGCCAAGGGCGGCAAGUUUGUGCUCAAGGACCUGGACGACGAGGUGCGCUCGAUCCUGGCAAGCGCCGACGCGGAUGCGUCCAGCAGCAAGGCGGCAUCGUCGGCUGCCGCAGCGGCCAGCAGCGGCCUCGUGGGCUCGAGCCUGAGCACGAUUGGCGGCCUGUUCCGCAACGUCGUGGGCGGCAAGACGCUGACCAAGGCGGACCUGGACAAGACGAUGAAGGGCAUGGAGGAGCACCUGCUGCGAAAGAACGUGGCCCGCGAGGCGGCCGUGCGCCUCUGCGAGAGCGUCGAGGCCGAGCUGCUGGGCACCAAGACGGGCAGCUUCGAGAGCACCAGCGCGCGCGUCAAGACGGCGCUCGAGGCCGCCCUGACAAAAAUGCUGACGCCGACCUCGUCGCUGGACCUGCUGCGCGAAAUCGACGCCGUCACACGCCCCGGCGCGACGACGCUGCGCGCCGCGCGGCCCUACGUCAUGUCGAUUGUGGGCGUCAACGGCGUGGGCAAGUCGACCAACCUGUCCAAGAUUUGCUUCUUCUUGCUGCAGAACCGCUACAAGGUGCUGAUUGCGGCCGGCGACACCUUCCGGUCCGGCGCCGUCGAGCAGCUGGCCGUGCACGUGCGCAACCUGACGGAGCUCACGGCGCGCGAGGGCGGGCAGGUCGAGCUGUACCAAAAGGGAUACGGCAAGGACGCGGCCGCCGUGGCCAAGGACGCCGUGACCUAUGCGGGACAGCACGGCUUCGACGUUGUUUUGAUCGACACCGCCGGCCGCCGCCACAACGACCAGCGGCUCAUGUCGUCGCUGGAAAAGUUUGCCAAGUUUGCGCAGCCCGACAAGAUCCUCAUGGUCGGCGAGGCGCUUGUGGGCACGGACUCGGUGGCCCAGGCGCGCAGCUUCAACCAGGCGUUUGGCAGCGUGCGCAGCCUCGACGGCUUCAUCAUCUCCAAGUGCGACACCGUCGGCAGCAUGGUGGGCACGCUCGUCAGCCUGGUGCACGCGACCAACGUGCCCAUCCUGUUUGUCGGCGUCGGCCAGCACUACUCGGACCUGCGCAACUUUUCCGUCUCGUGGGCCGUGGAGCGUCUGCUGAGCAGCGACUAG
Sporothrix brasiliensis 5110 is the source of this 2064-nucleotide messenger RNA. Its product is annotated as signal recognition particle receptor subunit alpha. NCBI's taxonomy places the organism in Eukaryota, Fungi, Ascomycota, Sordariomycetes, Ophiostomatales, Ophiostomataceae. Gene Ontology annotation, cellular component: signal recognition particle receptor complex; endoplasmic reticulum membrane. Gene Ontology annotation, molecular function: ATP hydrolysis activity; signal recognition particle binding; GTPase activity. The record is from RefSeq and is a predicted model, not a curated record. Bases 1 to 2064 code for a protein of 687 amino acids. Gene Ontology annotation, biological process: SRP-dependent cotranslational protein targeting to membrane. The transcript has a single exon.